Culex pipiens pallens (northern house mosquito) is the source of this 1490-nucleotide messenger RNA. RefSeq names its product 26S proteasome regulatory subunit 7 (gene Rpt1). Gene Ontology annotation, biological process: proteasome-mediated ubiquitin-dependent protein catabolic process. Gene Ontology annotation, molecular function: ATP binding; ATP hydrolysis activity; proteasome-activating activity. NCBI's taxonomy places the organism in Eukaryota, Metazoa, Arthropoda, Insecta, Diptera, Culicidae. The transcript is spliced from 4 exons. Bases 119 to 1420 code for a protein of 433 amino acids. Gene Ontology annotation, cellular component: proteasome regulatory particle, base subcomplex. The record is from RefSeq and is a predicted model, not a curated record.
ACGCGUACAAAAGUUGCUUGUAAUCGUCGUCGUCCUUCUACCAAACUGAGCUGUUCUUCGUAAAAAUAUUAAAAUAUCUCGCAUUUUCCGUAACAUUUGCAGCCUUUAAUCACUGAAAAUGCCGGACCAUCUCGGAGAUGAUAUGCGGAAGGUCAAGGUUGACAAGGAGGCCGAGCCGGAAAUCGAAGCUCUUGACGAUGUCGACAUCGAGCUGCUGAAAACCUACGGACAAGGCCAGUACCACAAAGCCAUCAAGCAAAUCGAGGACGACAUCCAAAAGUCCAUCAAGCAGGUCAACGAGUUGACCGGAAUCAAGGAAAGCGACACCGGGUUGGCCCCGCCGGCGCUGUGGGAUUUGGCCGCGGACAAGCAAAUCUUGCAGAAUGAGCAACCGUUGCAGGUUGCCCGGUGUACAAAGAUCAUCAACGCGGAUUCCGACGAUCCGAAGUAUAUCAUCAACGUGAAGCAAUUUGCCAAGUUUGUGGUUGAUCUGGCCGAUUCCGUUGCUCCGACCGACAUCGAGGAGGGAAUGCGCGUUGGCGUUGACCGGAACAAGUAUCAGAUUCAUAUUCCGUUGCCGCCGAAAAUCGAUCCCACGGUGACCAUGAUGCAGGUCGAGGAGAAGCCGGACGUGACCUACAGCGAUGUCGGCGGAUGCAAGGAGCAGAUUGAGAAACUGCGCGAAGUGGUGGAGACUCCCCUGCUGCAUCCGGAAAAGUUUGUUAACCUUGGCAUCGAGCCACCAAAAGGUGUGUUGCUGUUUGGACCGCCCGGAACCGGCAAAACCCUGUGCGCACGAGCGGUUGCGAACCGUACGGAUGCCUGCUUUAUUCGAGUGAUUGGAUCGGAACUGGUGCAAAAGUACGUAGGCGAAGGUGCCCGCAUGGUUCGCGAGCUGUUUGAAAUGGCCCGCUCCAAGAAGGCUUGUUUGAUCUUCUUCGACGAAAUCGACGCAAUCGGAGGAGCUCGAUUCGACGAUGGUGCCGGUGGUGACAACGAGGUCCAGAGAACCAUGUUGGAGCUGAUCAAUCAACUGGACGGUUUCGAUCCCCGUGGUAACAUCAAGGUCCUGAUGGCCACUAAUAGGCCGGAUACGUUGGACCCGGCACUGAUGCGUCCAGGUCGUCUCGAUCGUAAGGUUGAGUUUGGUCUGCCAGAUCUGGAGGGCAGAACGCACAUCUUCAAGAUCCACGCCCGAUCAAUGUCCGUUGAACGGGACAUCCGUUUCGAACUGCUCGCGCGUCUCUGUCCCAACUCGACCGGGGCCGAAAUCAGAUCGGUCUGCACGGAAGCGGGAAUGUUCGCUAUUCGGGCUCGGCGCAAGGUGGCCACCGAAAAGGAUUUCCUCGAAGCCGUCAACAAGGUCAUCAAGAGCUACGCCAAGUUUAGCGCCACUCCGAGAUAUAUGACUUAUAAUUAGAUCUAUUUCCUAGAACAUCGUAUUAAUAUACCUUGAAAAUAAAUAAACUGCUACCCUUGAUAAUCAUAAA